GAUUUCGGGGAGCACGUUCAUCUCGUGGGUUCGAUCUUUAUUCUUCUAGGAGUAACUGCAACGCUUGGGUGAACAGUUCAUCGUGUCAUUAAAAGCCAGCUCCGGUGGAAGGCCCCAAUGGCAGCUUCGUCUGAACACUAUGCCGAAGCUGCCGAAAAACGGGACAAGCGGAAGACUUCAGCCAAGAUGCUUGUCACACUAUUUCCGAGGAUCCCAAGGACAGCGUCUGUGCUGCUGGAGUUCUUCAUCAAGCGUGAAACGAGCGUGUCCCUUUUCCGCGAGCCACUGUCUCUCUUCUGCCAGGAAGAGGUCGUGCUGCACGCGAAGGAGUGUCUGCUCAAACUCAACAAGCAAGUGAUCAACUACCAGGACCUUCGUGACAUGUUCGAGAAUUUAGCUGGUUUGCACAACAUGCAGUGUAUCCGAAAGAAUCUCGAAGUGGCCAAGAGCUUAGGAACCAUGGUACGCAAGCUAACCAUAAUUGUGAGUGAAGUGGCUACCUCCUUGGAGAAGAUCGCCGAGGUAUCUGUCACUGACUGGUUGGCCAUCGGUGACGCAAUCGUCAACAAGCUUGAUAAGCGAACCAUCCCCGAGCAUCCCCCAUUUUCCGCCUACAUUCCCAAAAUACAUGACUUCGAGACAGUCCGGAUGCUAGGAGCAGGAGGCUUUGGAGCUGUUUACCAGGCAACGUAUAUUCCGGCCAACUUUGUAACCACAAUUAAACUGGUAGCGAAUGACCGCUUCGCCAGGAAUAAGCAAGCGGCCAUGGACAAAGUGGUAGCGUCUGUCGUGCGAAGCCCGUUUCUGGUCAAGUACUACUGCUGUUUUAGUGUCAAGGAGGCAUACGUAACCGUCAUGGAGUGGGUCUACGGCCUGGACCUUAUGCGGGUGGUUACGAAGGAACAGUUCAUCGAAAUCAAUGCAGUCCAGAUCAUCAUGGCGCAGCUUAUACUUGCUCUUGAACAUCUUCAUUUUCGGGGUUUUCUUCAUCGAGACAUCAAGGUGUCCAACAUGCUUAUCAUGCCAGGCGGCCGGGUUAAGGUAAUCGAUUUCGACACUGCCAAGACAUGCCACGGUCACUACUCGAAGCGGAUACUGCGCGGAUACUUCAAGAGAACGCCAUUCGAAUUCAAUGACGGCGAGUGGGCAGGCACAGUACCCUACAUGGCACCGGAGAUACUCAAGCGACGACCGUACGGACGAGCAGCAGACUGGUGGUCUUCUGGCAUUGUCAUGUACAAGCUUAUGACGGGGCGGGUACCAUUCCGAGGCAAAACGAAGCAAUUUCUCCGUGAUCGAAUUAUUACGUCGCCGCUAAAAUGGCCCCGCAUUGAGGAACAUCCCCAUUCAGCCAACGUCCCAGCGAAGGAUAUGGCCUACCGGAUGCUGAAGAAGAACCCCGUUGAGCGCUUGGGCUCCCGCAGUUACAACGACCUGAAGGGCCACGAGUUCUUCAAUCGCCUUGACUGGGAAGGACUGUACAGUAAAAAAACUUUGUGCGACAUCCCCAGCAUUAAGAGACUCCUCAGCGACGACAUGGAACGCAAACGCAUGACUCCUCCGGGUGAAUGCCACACUGGGCCUCAUCAACGAGUUGAGGAAAUGACAGACUUGAGCCCCGACAUCCAGAAGCCUUUGUUCUGUUACACGUCGCCGUCGUUCAAGAAGCUGCUGACGACGGUCAAGGAAAGCAAGACAGCGGUUACUUUGACCGAGACGUUCAUGGACACUAGCGACUCCGCCAGCUCUGGUAUAGAUUAUGGCAUUGCUACGCAGGGACAAUCGUCCAAGACAGCUACAAGUGAGAGGGAUAGUCACCACUUCGGACCAGAAAAGAUCGACAUCAUACUGUUCAGAAGAAAGAAAUUUUGCAAGUACUGGGGUUAUGGAUUCAAGCUGCGUAAACGGAAAGGGGAAGAAAACAACGACUUUAUUUACGUAGAGAGUGUAGCGCCUGAUAGCCCCGCCGACCAGUCGCAGCUGCUUCCAUUGGAUGUGAUACUGUCGGUGAAUGGUACUUCCGUGGCCGAUAUGCCGCUCGAGAAAGUUCACAAACUUAUCAGAAGUUCCAGCGACCAAAUGGUCCUCUCCGUGAUGGCGGCAAGCGUCUACCGUCUGCUGACCACUCGACGCGACAUGAUGGCCUUCGUGAGGACAGUACCGAAACACACGCUCAUUUUGGCCAGGAGGGACUCCACGUGUGCGGGCGGCAACCCGUUCGGGAUCGACAUAAUCGACGCCAACACGUGGGAUAGCACGGGCAAACAAUUCUGUACGUUAUUUGUGCUUACGCGGGCCGAUGUGUCCCCGUCCAUGGGCAGCCCGUUGUUUCCAGGAGACGUCUUGACUGAAGUGGGUGGAAGGGAACUGGAAGGUGAAACCACUGGCAAGGUCAAGCAAAUACUCAGGGCGAGCAACAAAGAUGUCACUAUCACUGUUGUUCCUCUUUCAUCGCUUCGCCGAAAGCGCAUCAUGGUCAGCAAGCUACGUGAAACAGCUAUAACGGACGUCAAUGUUGCCUCCAAGUCAACAGGAGCAGAGAUUGCCAGUUGCGUAGACUGAAGUCUCUUCACGGAUCUGGAUACUCUGAUUAGCACAGAUAUGCAACAAUACGAUAACAUGAUGAUUGAGAAAAUGCGUACAAAGUCUGACGCGAUUAAUUUUUUGAACUUGAUACAUAUUUCAUUAAAACAUAUUAUGU
Messenger RNA from Ornithodoros turicata, 2701 nucleotides. Its product is annotated as microtubule-associated serine/threonine-protein kinase 3-like. Gene Ontology annotation, biological process: peptidyl-serine phosphorylation. The transcript has 14 exons. Gene Ontology annotation, molecular function: ATP binding; protein binding; protein serine/threonine kinase activity. NCBI's taxonomy places the organism in Eukaryota, Metazoa, Arthropoda, Arachnida, Ixodida, Argasidae. The record is from RefSeq and is a predicted model, not a curated record. Bases 118 to 2562 code for a protein of 814 amino acids.